This is a messenger RNA of Salvelinus sp. IW2-2015, 4883 nucleotides long. Lineage: Eukaryota; Metazoa; Chordata; Actinopteri; Salmoniformes; Salmonidae. The record is from RefSeq and is a predicted model, not a curated record.
AUGGGCCGUACUCCGUGGAAACAACACGACCGACACAUGGUCCGUACUCCGUGGAAACAACACGACCGGCACAUGGGCCGUACUCCGUGGAAACAACACGACCAGCACAUGGGCCGUACUCCGUGGAAACAACACGACCGACACAUGGGCCGUACUCCGUGGAAACAACACGUGGGCCGUACUCCGUGGAAACAACACGACCGACACGAUGGGCCGUACUCCGUGGAAACAAACACGACCGGCACGAUGGGCCGUACUCCGUGGAAACAACACGAGGUCCGCACGAUGGGCCGUACUCCGUGGAAACAACACGACCGGCACAUGGCGCGUACUCCGUGGAAACAACACGACCGGCACAUGGGCCGUAACUCCGUGGAACAACACGACCGGCACAUGGGCCGUACUCCGUGGAAACAACACGACCGGCACAUGGGCCGUACUCCGUGGAAACAACACGACCGGCACAUGGGCCGUACUCCGUGGAAACAACACGACCGGCACACUGGGCCGUACUCGCCGAGCAAACCCAACCAGUAUAUUUUGCAUGUUAAUAUUCUCUCUCUCCUCUCCCCUCUCUGCUUUCUCUCUUGUACACAGUUCUCCAAAGAGAUUCUUGCUAAUAUUUAUUCAGCAUACAUCGAUAACUUUCUGAACGCCAAAGACGCAGUGAGGAUCGCAAAAGAGGCCAAGCCAGCAUUCCUCAAGUUCCUGGAGGUGAGCACACGUCAAACAAGGGAAGAAGCAGGCCCUGGUGAUCUGAAUUGAAUCAAGCCUGUCCAGAGUGAUCCCCGUAUGUAGCUGCUGUGUCAGGAUCUGUUGAAGCACACUCCUGAGGAACAUCCAGACCACCCGUUGCUAUUGGACGCCCAGAGAGACAUCAAGCGAUUGGCUGAGAAGAUCAAUAAGGGGCGUCGCUCUGCGGAGGAGGUGGAGAGAGAGACACGCGUCAUGCAGGAGAUAGAAGCCCACAUCGAGGGAGUAGAACACGUCAGAGAUAUCCUUAACCCAAUGAGGAAGUUCCUGAGACAGGAGAUGGUGAUGGAGGCGAAGACCGUGGGGGGUAAGAAGGACCGCUCUCUCUUCCUCUUCAGUGAUCUGCUCAUCUGCACCACCCUCAAGAGGAAGUCUGGAUCCCUGAGACGCAGCUCCAUGAGCCUGUACUCUGCUGCCAGUGUGAUCGACACUUCCAGUAAAUAUAAGUUCCUGUGGAAACUUCCCCUAGAGGAUGUGGAGAUAGUGAAAAGCCCCUCCCAGGCAACCAACAAAGAGACCAUCCAGAAGAUGAUUGGUCGACUGGACGAGGACCUGAGUACACUGGGACACAUCAGCAAACUAUCAGAGACUCUCAGCUUCCCUCACCAGUCCCUGGAUGAUGUUAUAAAGGACCUGAUGGCUGUCAGCGUCCACAGGGAGCUUGCAGAGAAACAGUCUCUAGCCUUCAGUAUGACCUUCCUGCCCACCAAGCUGGAGCUGACCACCGCCUCGGCAGAAACCAGUUUCGUGUUCGAGUUCAGCUCCCCAGACACACGCAGCAACUUCCAACAGGCCUUCGAAGAUGCCAAGAAGAAACUGGCAAUGAAUAAGGACCAGUGGGACCCAGAGUUCCUGAAGGCUAUCCCCAUUAUGAAGACUCGUAGUGGGAUGCAGUUCUCCUGUGCCUCCCCCAGCCACAGUUGUCCAGAGAGCAGCAGUGAGGUGUGGGUGUGUAACAGUGAUGGUUACGUGGGCCAGGUGUGUCUGCUCAACAUCAGAGACCAGCCCACUGUAGAGGCCUGUAUCGCUGUCUGCUCUGCCAGGAUCAUCUGCAUUGCCGCGGUCCCUGGACUCAAGGGGAGGGAACGUGGAGUGGACCCCUUCCCUGCCCCUCCCCGUGUGGCUGUUGACUCCACCCCAUCCCAGCAGCAGCAGUUACACAUCUCCAUUUCUCAUUCGUCGCUGCAGCUGACCGAGCCCCCUUCAGGGGCGGGGCCAGAGUUAGUUCCYUUUGACAGUGAUGACACGGACGAUGAAGAUUCUCCUAGCCCCUCCUCCACUCUGCAGAGCCAAGCCAGUCACUCUACUGUGUCGUCCAGCUAUGGCAAUGAGGAGGGGUCUGGUUGUAAGGACAUGGCUACAGAGACCACCAGUAGUGAGGAGGAGCAGGACUACCCGGUGGCCAGUCCUUAUGGAGCUCCAGGCAGGCCCGGGGUGGGUGGAAGAGGUCGACCCCACAGCGAGAGCCCCAUGGACGGGAGAGCCAUGCGCCGCUCCUCCCGGGGAUCCUUCACUAGAGCCAGUCUGGAGGAUCUGCUCAGCAUUGACCCGGAGGCUUACCAGAGCUCUGUGUGGCUGGGCACAGAGGACGGAUGUAUCCACGUGUACCAGUCAUCAGACAACAUCCGUAACCGUAACAACAGCAUGAAGAUGCAGCACUCUGCCCCCAUCCUGUGUGUUCUCUACCUGGACAACAAGGUGUUUGUGUCCCUGGCCAACGGAGAUGUGAUCGUCUACCAGAGGGAGGCGGGGAGUUUCUGGGACGCUCAGUCAUCUCAGACGUUGAGUCUGGGCACGCCCAGUUGUCCUGUCACUAAGAUGGUCCCGGUCGGAGGGAAGCUGUGGUGUGGUUCACAGAACCGCGUUCUCAUCGUCAACACAACCACACUGGUGCAAGAGCACUGGUUCCAGUUGGGCACAGACAGCAGUAGGUGUGUUACCUGCAUGGUGAGCUACGGCCAGGGGGUGUGGCUGGCGCUCCAGGGUAGUGCCCAGAUCAGACUUUACCACGCCCAGACCUGGGAAAGUCUGACGGAGGUGGACGUGGCUCCCGCCGUGCACAAGAUGCUUGCAGGUUCAGAUGCGAUCAUCCGGCAACACAAGGCAGCGUGUCUGAGGAUCACAGCUCUCCUGGCCUGUAAGGACCUGCUGUGGAUCGGGACCAGUGCAGGGGUGGUCCUGACCCUGUCUAUCCCAGCCGUCAGCUCUGGGACAGUGUCAGGGACGCUGCGGUCACCUCUGACRCCCAUGGGCUCUGCUCACGGACACACUGGCCAUGUGAGGUUCCUCACCUCCAUAGAACUACCUGAAGGCUUCGACGUCAACUUCCCCCUGCCCGCCGAUACCACAGCCCAGAGUGGUGUUGACGGGGGUAAUGGGGGUCUGCAGAGGCGGGACUCCUCUCACCGACGAGCCUCCGCCCUCCUGCCCGUCAAAACCAAUCAGCUGGUGAUCUCAGGUGGCGACGGCUACGAGGACUUCCGGCUGACCAAUAGCAGCAGUGAGACAGUGGGGCGGGACGACAGCACCAACCACUUACUGCUGUGGAGGGUCUGAGCCAAUCAGCCGGCCCCAUUUAUUAAAGCCCACCCUCUAAGCACCAGCAACAUACAGUACUGCCUUGGAGAGUCCCCCGACCCCUUUAAACCCCACCCUCAGCUGAAACUGCACACAAACCCCGCCCUCCUCUUUAAACCCCUCCCCCUUUUUAUUAGGUCCAGUUUUUUUUGUCCUUUGCUCAAUCUUCUGAUCUCUCUGUGCAUGGGUGUUGUUAGCCCAGACUGAAAAACUACAGGCUCACUUUAAACCAGGUUUCUGUUGUUUUAGUUUGUUCCGAUGCAACUGUGUGUGUUGUUAAUCGCUGAGUGGUGUGUGCUUGGUGUUUCGGCGUGAAUCACCCUCCACUUGUAUUGCUCAGUCUGUGGACUUCGUGUCAUAAUGAAACUCUACAGACUUUACUUAGAGGGAACAAGAGAGAGAGAGAUAUUGGGAGAGGGAGAUGAAGAAGAGAGAUUAGAUGAAGGAUAUGGAGGGAAAGCAAGAAAGAAAGAGAGAAGGAAAUAGAGAGGGAGAGACAGUAGAGAGAGUGUGGAUGAGGACAGACCGAUCAGGUGAAGGAUAAGAAGAGAGAGAGAGAUUGAGGCAGACAUGGUGAAAGGCGAGUGAUGGGAAGGGGAUUGUGAACUCUGCAACAAGCCGACUGAUGGACUGACGGAAGUAACAAUGGAACAAGGAGUUUGAAGAAGGGCCUGAGGACUGGGGUCAAACGUCCAUCUUUGGAUUCCUCUUUUCGGCCCACACCAUGCGGACACCCCAUCCUAGGGAGGAGAGGAGAAAGGGAUGGAAAAGGGAGUGAAGGAGACUAAAGAGUAACAUUAUAAAAGUAACCAAUGUGCAAUAUAUGGCAAGGGUACCUACUAAAACUAUACACAAACACACACACUUUCUUCACUCGUUUGACAAAACACAGCUCGUCUCUCCGUAGCCUAUGUCUCACUCAUACAUACACCUCUUUCUCACCUUAAUCACUUUUGUGUUUGUUAUUAUUUUAAAGAUUUGUUGUAUUUUAAAAGAGCUGAAGCAGCAUCGCACCACUACAGUGAAGUGUGUUUUAAAACAUUUCUUUUCGAGGUCGUAGUAGAGAUAUGUUUGUACAGUAUUUAUGUUUUUGAUUUGAGCUUUGUAUUUUUUACAGCGCUUAAUUUAUAGAUGUCUUUUUCUCUCUUUCUUUGCCUCUAAGAGAUUGUGAUUUACAAGAGCUCUGACACACACACACACACACACACACACACACACACACACACACACACACACACACACACACAACACACACAAAAAGCCUAUAAAACAACACAUAUAUAUACACACACAUACACACACACAAACCAGUGUCCUGAAGUUCAGGCUCAAGGUGAUAGUGUUAAUGUCUCCAAGCCACGAGAACUACCCUGAAAACUAUCUGGGUCACCUUCAACCACUCCAACCGAAUGCAUUAGCAUUAGGCUAAUUCCCCCACUGUGAGCCAAUGAAGAGGCUAACCGAUAAUCAGACGCGACAGAUAGCCUAGCGGUUAAGAGCCUUGGCGAGUAACCGAAAGGUCGCUGGUUCGAAUCCCAGUGGCGACUAGGUGA